Molecule: messenger RNA, 4296 nt
Organism: Myotis daubentonii (Daubenton's bat)
Lineage: Eukaryota; Metazoa; Chordata; Mammalia; Chiroptera; Vespertilionidae
Product: semaphorin-4F-like
Biological process (GO): neural crest cell migration; negative chemotaxis; axon guidance
Cellular component (GO): plasma membrane
Molecular function (GO): chemorepellent activity; semaphorin receptor binding
Source: RefSeq, a predicted model, not a curated record
UGGCGUGCGGUCCGCCCGCUGGAGGCCGAACCUGGCUGAGGAGAACCAGUGGGACCCAGGCCCGCGGCGCCGCGGCCCUGAGCAGAAACGGUAGGGUGCGCCCCACCCGGCGGCCAGGCGGAGCCACAGAUGCCGGCCUCGGCCGCGCCGCCCCGCCCGGAUCCCGGGCCGCCUCCGGGCUCGCAUUUCCCGCUGCUGCUGUUGGCGGUGCUGAGCGGCCCGGUGUGCGGUCUGGUUCCCCGCUCGGUGCCCAGGACCUCGCUUCCCGUCUCCGAGGCUGACACUUACCUUACCCGGUUCACCAUCCCUCAGACGUACAAUUACUCUGUUCUUCUUGUGGAUCCUGCUUCCCAUACACUUUAUGUUGGCGCCCGGGACACCAUCUUCGCUUUAUCUCUGCCCUUCUCAGGGGAGAGACCUCGAAGGAUUGACUGGAUGGUGCCUGAGGGAGAAAGACAGAACUGUAGGGAGAAAGGACAGGAGGAGGAUGAAUGUCACAAUUUUGUCGAGAUUCUCGCCAUUGCCAAUGCCUCUCACCUCCUCACUUGUGGCACCUUCGCUUUUGAUCCGAAGUGCGGGGUUAUUGCCCUGUCCAGUUUCCAGCAGGUUGAAGGAAUUGAGAGUGGCCGGGGGAAAUGUCCAUUUGGACCAGCUCAGCGGUCAGCAGCUGUAAUGGCUGGGGGGGCUCUCUAUGCUGCCACUGUGAAAAACUUCCUGGGGACAGAGCCAAUUAUCUCCAGGGCUGUGCGCCGUGCUGAGGGACAGGCUGAGGAUUGGAUUCGGACAGAGGCAUACUGGCUUGACGCUUCAGCCUUUGUUGCUGCCAUGGCCUUGAGGCCAGCUGAGUGGGGGGAUGAAGACGGAGACAAGGAAAUCUACUUCUUCUUUACGGAGACUUCUCAAGCCUUUGACUCAGACGUGCACCUUGAAGUUCCUCGGGUGGCCCGUGUGUGUGCGGGGGACCUUGGGGGCCUUACGAGCCUCCAGAAGAAGUGGACGACCUUUCUGAAGGCUGACCUGCGGUGUCCAGGGCCUGAGGAUGGCCGGGCCUCUAGUGUCCUGCAGGACAUGGCUAUUCUUCGACCUGAGACUGGAAUCAGGGCCCCCAUCUUUUAUGGCAUCUUUUUCUUUCAGUGGGAGGGGGCUGCCAUCUCAGCUGUCUGUGCCUUCCGACCACAAGACAUUAGGACAGUGCUGAAUGGUCCCUUCAGAGAGCUGAAAGAUGACUGCAGCAGGGGACAGCCUGUCACGGAGAGUGAGGUACCCCAGCCCAGACCUGGAGAGUGCAUCGCUAAUAACCCGAAAUACCAGCAGUUUAACUCAUCACUCUCCCUGCCUAACCGUGUGCUCUCCUUCAUCCGGGAUCACCCCCUCAUGUACAGGCCAGUGCUUCCAGUUGAUGGACACUCCCUGCUGGUCACUACAGAUACAGUCUAUCUCAGAGUUGUGGCCCACAGGGUGGCCAGCCUGUCGGGGAAAGAGUAUGAUGUGCUCUACCUGGGGACAGAGGAUGGACACCUCCACAGAGCUGUGCGGAUUGGAGCCAAUCUCAGCGUCCUUGAGGAUCUGGCCUUAUUCCGAGAUCCACAGCCAGUUGAGAAUUUGAAAUUGUAUCAAAGCUGGCUCCUGGUUGGCUCCCAUACUGAGGUAACACAAGUGAAUACAACCAACUGUGGACGUCUCCAGAGCUGCUCAGAGUGCAUCCUGGCCCAAGACCCUGUCUGUGCCUGGAGCUUCCAGCUAGAUGCGUGUGUGGCCCAUGCUGACGAGCAUGGAGGGCUGGUCCAAGACAUAGAGUCAGCGGAUGUCUCUUCUUUGUGUCCUAAAGAGCCUGGAGAACACCCAGUAGUGUUUGAAGUUCUUGUGGCGACAGCUGUGCAUGUGGUCUUGCCAUGUUCCCCAAGCUCAGCCUGGGCAUCCUGUGUGUGGCACCAGCCCAGUGGAAUGACUGCUUUUACCCCCCGGAGGGAUGGGCUAGAGGUGGUGGUAACCCCAGGGGCCAUGGGUGCUUAUGCUUGUGAAUGUCAGGAGGGUGGGGCAGCCCGCGUGGUAGCGGCUUAUAGCUUGGUAUGGGGCAGCCAUCCAGUCCCUCCCCACCCGCUCCCCACAGACCUCCCCCCGGCCUCUCCCACAAGUCCCCUUCCGCCCCCCUCCUCAAGCCCCCCCUCAUGCUGGGCCCACACUGUGGGGGCUGGAAUGGCUGGCUUCCUUCUGGGGGUUCUUGCAGCAUCCCUAACUCUCAACCUGUUUGGUCGACAUCAGCAGCGACAGCAACAGAGGGAACCUCUGGCUAGAAACGAGGUGGGCUCAGACCUGGGGGCGCCGCCAUCUGGGACCACAAGCUCCAGCCAGGAUCCUCCCUCCUCUCCUGAAGAUGAGCGGCUGCCUCUGGCUGUAGGCAAGAGGGGCAGUGGCUUUGGUGGCUUCCCUCCACCUUUUCUGCUUGAUCCUUGCCCGAGCCCAGCCCAUAAUCAGUUAACUGGGGCUCCUCUGGCCCCAUGUGAUGAUACACCCAUCUAGGGCUGGGCAAGUGACCGCUAGUGCAUGACUGGCCACUGGAAUGGAGUGACCAUUGAGAUGUUGGGGUCACUGGAAUGGAGUGACCAUUGAGAUGUUGGGGUCACGGGGCCUGGAAAACCAUCAUGGCCUCUGAGUUCUCUUUGGCCUUUGAGUGAUCACUUGACUUCAGUGUCAGCCCUCUCUGGCCCUAGAUGGGUUCCAGGCCAGGCCUUUGUCUGUGUCCUGAUUCCUGAUUCCCAUGAGAGAUCAGAACUUCUCUCUGCAGUGAAUCAGGGCUUUUCCCAUCCCUGCUCUCUGAACCCCGGUAACCCCUUCAGUCCUGGCCCAUGAUUUUGGGCCCAUAAAUUUGGGGAGGGGCAUAGGACAUAGCUAUGACUUGUUCUUCUGGUUGGACCCUGGCCAGAAGGAGGAGCUAUGGAGGUGCUUGGAAGCUAAUGUGCACUGAGUCCUUGGAGUGGUUUUGCUGAUUCUUCCAGUUAGUCUAAUUCUGUGGAGAGUGCAUGAUUCCCAUCCCCACCACUUUUCCUUCUUCCACGAAAGAGCAUGUGUAUAAGAGUGUUCACAGGACACCUGCCAAAUGUGCAUGAAUGACGGGGCCAUUGCUCAGGUGUAUUCAUAGGGGUAAGGAGGGGGAAGGUUGGGGUGGAGGAUUGACUGCAGAACUUUAGACCCUAUAGCCAGUGAAGGAAUGGCUUUCUAAAAGGAAAUAAACAACUGCCCCCACUCCCUCAAUCACUUCUCACCACCCUUCUCUUGAGUUGAGAAACACUCCCAAAGAGGCCUUCUGGGUGGGAAGGGUAGCAGUACAUGUGACCCCAUAUUUCAGUUUGUUUUUGCCUCCUGGCUGCCACCACUGCCAUGCACAGCUGCUCUCUUUCUCUGGCUGGAGUGCAGGCUGGACCCCCUUUCCUUGGCUCCCAUUAAAAAUAAAUUUCACAACAUUCUAAAUAUUAGGGAACAACAAAAGGGGAACAGUCAGGAAAUACAAGCAGUGUAAAGAUAAGUUUGUAUCAGUGACUUUACUCAGGUUGACACCCUUGCCCUAAAGCAGUUAGUUCUCCAGUGGGGGUCCAUGGACUCCCUGAAAUCAUAUGCAAAAUGUUGUCUUUAUAUGUGUGUCUGUGUUUUUCUCGGGGCGGGGGUGGGGGGAUGUUUUAUGGCUUUCAUCAGAUUCUCAAGGCCUUAACACAGUUAAAGGACCACUGCCCCCAAGUCAUGACUCAGUUGGCCAAGCUGAGAUGGUGCCACUCAGCAGCAGCUCUCUGCCUAGGCCCACCUGCUCUGUGGCCAACCCCUGGACUUGCAGCUCCUGGAUGCCAUCUCAUUUCUCCAGACCCUGGAAGCUGAGCUCUGUGCAUAUUUGAAGACACUAUCAACUCUCACUAAACUUAAAGACUUCUUCCAGCUUCACGGCUCGCACUUGCUUUAGGCUUCUCCUGCUCGGUUCUGGUCUUGGCCUGUAAAUGUGCCUCAUUCAUCCCUGGUGGGAGGACCCCCCUCACCCACUUUGAUCUCCAAUGAAUGACCCAGCCCUUCCCAGUUGAUGUUUUCAGCUCUACUUUCCUUGUUGGCAGCCUGUGAAUUACCCAAAAGAGUCCCCUUGGGUUUGGACUUGUCAGUGGCUAUGCCCUAAUAAGUGUAUGAUCUUCAGCAAGUAAUCUAACCUAGGAACAUUGGUUUACUCAUCUGUAGAGUGGGGAUAAUAAUACCUACCUCAAGGUUGCUACAAGGAUUAAAUGAGAACAUGUAAACAAUAAAGCACUGUGUAUACCAGUA